AUGAGACGAUGCAGUCCGACAAAUAAUUAUGAAGAUCGAAGUGAUCUAGUUGUAAAAUUAUUCGACAAUACGAUCUAUACACUACAAAUUCAGCUGUAUUGUGUAAAAUCAUGGGAAGAUGAAAGUUCAGAUAGACAAGAUUUAUCUUUGGUUAAAACAAAUUGCAACGUGGCUCACUAUGUUAAUGUAUGGAUUGAUCUGAACAAUGACGGUAUAUUCGAUGAUAAUAAAGAACGACUUCUUCAUGACGAUCAUUCCAAUGGUGACUAUGUCAAGCGUGACUAUACUUUGAGAAUUGCCAUACCUAAGAUUGAUGGUAAAAAUAAUGUUGGAGAACUUCAUAGAAUACGUGUCAUUUUGACAAGAGACGAAAACAAUUGUAAACCUUGCUAUAACGUUGGCUACGGUGAAGCACGAGACUACACAGUACACAUUUUACAGAAACCUUACUAUUAA
Rotaria sp. Silwood2 is the source of this 456-nucleotide messenger RNA. Lineage: Eukaryota; Metazoa; Rotifera; Eurotatoria; Philodinida; Philodinidae. The record is from the annotation of a GenBank genome assembly.